CUCCCAGCACAGAGUCCUGCAGGUGACGCGGCGCUCGGUGCGGGUCCGCGCAGACACCGCAAACAAAGGGCUGGUGUGUGGGGGGCUCCCGGAGCGAAGCCGGGGAGGCAGCGAAGUGUUCCCUGGACACCCUCGGCCAGCCCCGCACCCACGGAGAUCACAGACGGGGUCGCGCCUUCCUGCAGACUGAAGAUUUUUGCAGAUUCCCAGAGCGUCUGGGAAACAUUCGAAAUGUCCAGAGAGAAACGGGAUUCACUUAAAGCGCGGUGGUUCGAUUGUUAAGGCGUUGUCUACCUAGGGAGAUGUGUCUGUGCGUUUUGUACCCCCCCCCCCCCUCUCUCUCGGCAGGGAAGUGGGUGGACCGUAUUCUGGGUGCGGAGAGAGUACUGGGUGGGUGCAGUGAGCGCCAGAACAUUGACAAAAGGCAAAGGCAGCCGGUUGUACAGUUCCACCCGGCAGUUGCAAAAGCAAGACGGUCUGACCCCCGGGUGCCGUUGUGGUAAAAACGAAGGGGAGUAAACACCGAAAUACCAUAAUGUGAACAUCUCCAACGCAUUCACCCCGGGAUCCAGGCAGUGUUGGAUUUCGGAAGUUUGUGUCUCCGGCUGCCUUGUGUUCUAGCUCCUGGGCGAGUCUCCUCCCUCUCGGCUGCCGGUGGUUGGCUCCCGGGAUCCUUUAUAAAGCGUGCAUGGCUUUCGGUUGAUGGACAAUUGCUGGAUGCGGGAGCAAGGCGGGCCACGCUGAGUGAGCAGAGUGUGUUCAGACCGAAACAACACACAAAAAAAGAAAAUCCCCGCGAGGAACUCGGGGUCCGCGGAGAACGGAGGAACCCAAGACCCGGGACACCUCGAUUCCUUCUGCAAGGACACGGGCUCAACUCGCGAUGCAGGUCACCAGUUCUCACCGUUAGCAUCUUGAAGACCGAACGCCCCCCUCCUCGUUUCCUCCACUCUCCUCCCGACGCCUUUUAAAGACGGGUUCUUGCCUUGCAAACAAAGAAAUGAAUUCUACUUAUUUCAACCAGACUGUGGUAGAGGCAGAUUUGUACUCCGCCAAGGGACACGGUCUGGGUACAGUCCUUGGGUGUUGCAACCAAAGCGCAGUGACUACUGACGGCUCCCUCAACCUUAACCAAGAGGAGCAGAAACUCUUUAUUAUGAGAGUGGUGCAGAUCGCCGUACUCUGUGUGCUCUCGUUGACUGUUAUCUUCGGUAUUUUCUUUCUGGGUUGCAAUUUAAUGAUCAAAUCUGAGAGCAUGAUCAAUUUCCUGGUGAAAGACAGGAGACCCUCCAAGGAUGUAGAGGCUGUGAUAGUUGGCUUGUAUUAGGAGGAGCCCGCUUCACCUUUUUUUAAAAAAAAGAUCAGUGAGCUAGUGCUGAUUGUACACUGUCCGCUGAGAACCUCCCCGGUGCAGGGAGAGGUACCCGGGGCGGUGAGGUUAAAGGACGGGUCGGUGGGUUUAAACAAAGAGGGAAAUGGAAACGCGUAAAAUGGUUGCACGUGGCAUAAAAUCACAUUUUCUUAAAUCGAGUUUCUGGGGAAUUGUUGGAAUUUGCAGAUGGAUGUUUUGUGCCCUUGCUGAGCACGAGAGCAUUAUUUUGCAUGCAGAACCGGUAAUAAUUAAACAUUGCAUGAAAAAAAAUCACACGUAUAAAAGGAUCGGAAUGUGAAACGGGCGAUGGAGCGAGAGGACAGGGGAGAUCUGACCGUUGGGGUUCUAGAAGCGAAUAUUGCAUGUGAAGGUAUCUGCCGAUCAUUGUUAAAAUUUAACACGUAAUGUACAGGAACCUGACUCCGAGCUGCGAACAAAAGAAAAAUCCAGAACAUUUUGUAAUAUAUUUUCUCGAGGACGAGUUUUUAAUCGCAUGUUUUGUUUCCGCAAGUCGGUGCCUGUUUAAUUCCUCAGUCCGUUUCCCCUGUCUGGGCUGGUUUGUUGGAAUGACAUUGUAGCAUGGUGUCUAUCGUUGUCUCAAAGAGCUCGUGGUCUCCACUCGAUGUGACUUCGUUACACAGUACGACUUUUAAAGAUGAUUGUUUUUAACACUGUAAUGCAAAGUAUGAUUGAUAAAAAUAUUCCAAACACAA
Molecule: messenger RNA, 2085 nt
Organism: Pristis pectinata (smalltooth sawfish)
Lineage: Eukaryota; Metazoa; Chordata; Chondrichthyes; Rhinopristiformes; Pristidae
Product: reprimo-like protein
Exons: 1
Coding region: 1001-1327 (108 amino acids)
Source: RefSeq, a predicted model, not a curated record